AUGGCAGAAGGCACACGGUUCAAAGAAUUAGAGAAGCUAGUUCUUGGGUUGAAGCAACAUCAAGAACUCCAAGACCAGAGAGUUGCAGAUCAUCAGAGUGCUUUGGAAGGACUGAAUUCAAAGAUGGACAUUUUGCUGGAAGCACUGAAUGGAGGUAGAACUGAUCGAAAUGGAAAGGGCUCACAUAUGGAUGGGGGUCACAUUGGCAACACCUCUAUGAAUUCUGGCAUGCAGUUUCGUAGCAUUAAAUUAGACUUUCCAAGAUUUCAUGGUGACGACCCAUCGGGAUGGAUCUAUAAGGCAAAUCAUUAUUUUGCCUUACACCCCAUGCCAGAUGGACAAAAGAUUCUGAUGGCCUCGUUUUAUAUGGAGGGAAAUGCCUUGGUUUGGUUUCAAGAUGCUGAGGAGAUUGAUUCUUUCAAUUCUUGGCAUUCUUUUAUUAAGGCUGUUCAGUCUAGAUUUGGCAGCUCUUCUUAUGAUGACCCUAUGGAGGCCAUUACAAGGUUAAGGCAAACUUCUACAGUUGGUGCCUACAAAACUCAAUUUGAGGUCCUUUCUAAUCGAUUGAAAGGGUUAUCUGAAAAUUAUAAACUUUCUUGCUUCUUGAGUGGCCUUAGGGAUGAAAUACGACUCCUUGUGCGAAUGUUGCACCCUCAGUCCUUAAAUACUGCUUUUGGAUUAGCUAAGAUCCAAGAGGAGUAUAUUACCAGUACUAGGGGCAACAAUAGACUCCAUUCCCCUUGUCAUUCUGCUCCUAAUGAAGUCCACCACUCACUUCUUGGUAACUCCAUGAGGAAGGAAGGAACUUCUGGUCCCAAGCCCACCCCCUUCAAAACCUCAGUUCCUUUUCAGAAACUUACACCAGCAGAAAUGAAAACAAAAAGAGACAAAGGAAUCUGUUACUUCUGUGAGGAUAAGUGGCAACCUGGUCAUAAGUGUAAUAAGGUCAAGUUCUUUGAAAUGGCAGGAUUAGAAUGGUUACAAGAUUCUGCGAAGGAAGAGGCUGGUCCACAAGAGUCACAAGAACCUAAUGAACCUGUGGAAGUCGAGACAGAGGUACCUGAGAUCUCAUUCCAUGUAAUAGCAGGCUGUAUAAGCCCGAAAACUAUGAGAGUACAUGGCAAAAUCAAGAACUGCUCAGUUAUAGUUCUGGUUGACACUGGCAGCACACAUAACUUCCUUGAUCCUAUGAUAGCAAGGAAGGUGGGGUUAGCUGUCAAGCAAGGUGGUCAGAUUACAGUAAGGGUAGCCAAUGGGGAAAGCAUGAAUGGUGAAGGUCUGGUCCAACAAGUACAGUUUCAGAUGCAAGGCCAUAAUUUCACGACUGAUUUCUUCCUCCUACCAUUGGGAGGUUGUGAUGUGGUGGUUGGCAUGCAAUGGUUAAGAACCUUAGGUCCUGUUUUAUGGGAUUUCAACAAUCUCACAAUGACCUUCACCAGUGGCAAAGGUUCUGUCACACUGUUGGGCUUGAGCUCUAGCAAGCCUGAGUUUGUGGCAGAUGUUCAGAUUUGCCAACUCACUAUGGUGGAAAGGAAGGGAAUGCUACUUCAGCUAGUGCACAACGAGCCAACUCAAGCAAUGGGCAACUAUGCUGCUGACAUUGAGGCAGUAUUGGCUAAAUAUGACCAUGUCUUUGCUGAACCAAAGGGAUUGCCUCCAAGAAGGUCUCGAGAUCAUCAAAUAAACCUUAAAGAGGGCACCAUGCCAAUCUCUGCUCGACCUUACAGGUAUCCCUUCUUCCAAAAAACUGAAAUAGAAAAAAUAGUAAAAGAAUUGUUGGCUGCUGGAGUCAUAAGGAGCAGCCAAUCCCCCUUUUCAUCACCUGUCCUCUUGGUAAGAAAAUCUGAUGGAUCAUGA
Molecule: messenger RNA, 1857 nt
Organism: Juglans regia (Persian walnut)
Lineage: Eukaryota; Viridiplantae; Streptophyta; Magnoliopsida; Fagales; Juglandaceae
Exons: 1
Coding region: 1-1857 (618 amino acids)
Source: RefSeq, a predicted model, not a curated record